AUGUCUACCACUAUUCGAUCGGAUCGAUUGUCCAAAUACUUAGCAGCUGUUUUGCGUGGAAACCAAGAUAUUCGAGAUCUCAACCAUUUCAAAAAAUUUAUAGACGCCAUACUAGACACAAACGAUCCUUGCGUGACCGUGGAGCAGCUGGUUAGCAAUCAAAAUGCCUUGAGUGGUCUGCAGCAUGGCUUGAGGUUCAACCUCACACCGGCCUUUAUCAAUAACUAUACGUCCAAGUUCCUUGGCUUUUUGCGCAAGCCUGAAAUCAAGCUUCUAUGCAAUGGCUUAUUCCUAGAGCAGAUUCUUCUCAUUAUAUUGGAACCACGGACACUCUGGAGUUCACUUCUCGAUGCCUUUUGUACACGGAAGCUGGAUGAUGAUUCAACCCAGGUCUUCUGCUGGCUGACUACCGAAGCUCUAUCGUUGCCAGCUUCAUCUGGGAUAGAUAUCAUGACUGAUGCCCAGACUAUGCUGAGUGAUGGGUAUGUUCUUUCGUCCUCAUCAGCCUCGCUACGCAAUCUGGGACAUAAGAUCAAGUAUCUUUUGGACAUGAAAUCUUCAGCAUCCACUCUCGUCACAUCCGAAGCGACAGCCGGGGGUCGCCACGAUAAUGAUUUCGCCGAUUUCCGUCUAAUGGCGAUUCUUCCCACAACCGAUGAGUUAAGUUGUGCGGAGAAGCCUUUCUAUCGACGCGUGGAGGAGGUUACACAGCUCUCCGGAGUGCAACGCAUUGCGGCGCAUGCGGACAACCAGUUCCGGCUACUACGCGAAGAUAUGCUGUUAGCGCUGCGGGAAGACAUUCAUGCCGCAACAAGCACAAAGAGAAAACGACGAGCGGCGCUACGAUUGGGCGGGCUGUCAGUGGCUCACAUCUCCUGCAUUUCCGCCGGUCAGAAAUACCUCCGCUCCUGCACUAUUGAUAUCACUGCAAAAUCAGGCCUGGAGAAGUUGAACGGUCUCACCCGAGUGGAAGCCAAAGAAUUCCUCAAGAGUACUCCGCAGUUUGUCAAACACCGCGCCUUCGGAUGCUUGAGACGGGCCACGGAAAUUGUGGCGUUUGCCACAAUUGAGCGAAGCAUCGAUGAUUUGAUGGCCAUGCCACCCGUCGUCAAGCUACGUGUUGCAGGCAGGGAGGCGAUGAGGAAAGCUCUGCUCUCACUAAAACUCCACGACGACCUCGAGUUCCUGGUCGUUGACACGGCGACUUUUGCUUACGAGCCAAUUCUGGAAUGUCUGCAGAAGAGAGUCGAGUUUCCUUUCCCUGAAGAGCUUUUUCUUUACGAAAGAGAUCAGCCCAUCAGGAAUUCCGUCUUGGCGCCUUGGGAUGUGAUCAAUGCGUUGCGUGAGAACGACCGUCCCAAUAUUCAAGCCACUCUGAGAACAGCCAAGAAAGUGACACUAGACCCAUCUCAACGCGAUUCCCUAUUAGCAGGACUGACACAGAGGGUCAGUUUGAUUCAAGGGCCUCCAGGUACCGGGAAGUCGUUUAUAGGGGCACUUCUGGCCAAAGCCCUACGUGAUUAUACCGAUGACAAGAUAUUAGUGAUGUGCUACACAAACCACGCUUUGGACCAGUUUUUGGAAGAUUUGCUGGAUAUAGGCAUUAAAGCUUCCGACAUUAUCCGAUUGGGAUCCAAGUCAACGCCAAGAACGAAGCCCCUGAGCCUCAAAGAGCAAAAGCUCACCAAACGAAGGCCCCAAUCGGCCUGGAAUACGAUAAAUGCACUCAAUAGUCAGGGCCAGGACCAGCGAGAGAUCAUCGAGAGUUCAUUCGCAGCGUACCAGAAGCUUUCCGCAGAUUCUUUGGCGGUUCUAGACUACUUGGAGUUCGCAGACUCCGACUACUUUGAAGCCUUCACUGUGCCCGAAAAUGAAGACGGAAUGAGCGUCGUAGACAAACACGGGAAAGCGAUGAAGAAGAACUACCUUUACGAGCGAUGGGCCAGAGGCCAGUCACCGGACCCUUUGACUGAGCUCCUAUCAGCUCAAAGCCUCAAAAUAUGGGCGUUGGAGCCGAAACUCCGAGACGAGAAAAUACAGGCGUGGAAGCGGGCUCUGCUGAACGAACAUGCUGCGUCUCUCGCAGUCCAAAUAGAUUUACUUGACGAUUGUCAGGCAAAGCUAUCUGCAAUCUUAAAGGAGGGAACCCGCGAGAUCCUAAAAAGUAAAAGGAUCAUUGGAUGCACCACAACGGCUGCAGCAAUGUAUGCUGAAGAUUUUAAGCAUAUAUCACCCGGCAUCGUGCUCCUGGAGGAAGCAGGAGAGAUUCUGGAGUCUCAUGUUCUUACUGCAUUAUCUCCAGAUGCGAAACAUUUGAUACUGAUUGGCGAUCACUUGCAACUCCGGCCAAAGAUCAAUAGCUAUGAUCUGAGCAAGGAGAAAGGAGAUGGAUAUGACCUGAACGUGUCUCUAUUUGAGAGGUUAAUUCAUGCUGGAUAUCCACAUAUUACCUUGCAGAAGCAGCAUCGAAUGUGUCCCGAGAUCUCCGAUCUUGUACGCUCUCUUACUUACCCUCUGUUGGAAGACGAUGAGAAAACAAAAACUCGUCCCGAGCCUCGAGGGCUAUCCGACCGGGUGAUCUUCUUCAACCACCAACAUCCGGAAUACAAUUUUGCGAAUGUCUCAGAUAAACAAGAUGAAGGAGCUAAACAGUCUAAACAGAAUGUCUUUGAAGCGGAGAUCGUGUUGGCAAUUGUGAAAUACUUGGGUCAACAAGGAUAUGGAACAGAUAGGCUCGUUGUCCUUACGCCAUAUCUGGGUCAGCUCUCGCUCUUGCGUGAGACUUUGAGCAAGCAGAAUGAUCCAGUCCUGAAUGACCUUGACUCCCAUGAUCUUGUUGAAGCUGGACUCUUGUCACAGGCGAGCGCCAAUUAUUCCAAGCGACCAAUCAAGCUCUCUACCAUCGACAACUACCAAGGCGAGGAAAGCGAGGUUGUGAUAGCUUCACUCACACGAAGUAACCGAAACGGGGAUGUAGGAUUUAUGGCUGCUCCCGAACGACUUAACGUGCUGCUCUCCCGUGCCCGGAAUAUACUUAUCAUGGUGGGAAACCUAGAGACAUUUGCCUCCAGCCGCAGAGGACAAACGUGCUGGACGUCCCUCUUUGAUCGACUAAAGACCAAUGGACAUAUCUAUGACGGACUGCCGGUCAAAUGUGAACAGCACUCUAACACGACCGCAGUACUUCGCACAAAGGAUGACUUUGAGCGGGAAUCGCCGGAUGGUGGAUGCUCAGCCCCUUGUGGCAUCAAACUCAGCUGCGGAAUACAUGAAUGCCCGUCCAGAUGCCAUAAGCUCGAAGACCACUCGAAGAAGGUGUGCAAGAAGAUAACCAAAAGAAACUGUCCCCGUGGGCAUACACUAGCAAUGCCAUGCUCGAUACGUCAAAUCUCAUGUCGUUCGUGUACCCAGGAAGACAUGAUACAGAAACGCAAGCAUGACCGAGAUGUGAGACUUGAGGCAGAGCGACAAAAAAGUCAAGCUUUAUACGCCGAAGAACUUGCCGAACUACAGAGUGAAGCCUCAUAUUUGAGACGCCUUAAAAGUGAGAAAUUGAUAGAGACAGAGCGAGCGAGAGUCCUUGAACAGCAUCGCGAAGAAAUUAAGGAGCUGCAAAAGCCCCCGUGCCAAGCCGAGAGCACAGGCAGCACCCCAAGGGCUCAGGAACCAGUCUUGGGCGCGGUUGGCCCGCAGCCAAGGUCACCAGAACCCCUAGAAAUAAGGAAUGGAGAAAGCCAAUCCACCCCUUCCGGUAAAGAACCCAAGCUAAAACCCGACAGUCAGAAAGGUUCGCUCAAGAAGCCUUUCUCGAGAGCAAAGGCCGAAUGGGAAUACCAGAAAUCCUACUACAACUCCCAAAGCCCGGAGAUCGACACGUUGAUGGAUAUGGUAGGUUUGGAGGCAGUGAAAUCGAAAUUCCUGACGAUCAAAGGCAAGGUUGAUAUCGCUGUCAGGCAAAAUGUCGACCUGAGCAACGAGAGAUUUGGUAGCAUCCUUCUUGGGAAUCCUGGAACUGGCAAGACGACAGUUGCCCGACUUUACGCAAAGUUUCUGGCGGCUGUGGGGAUCAUACCCGGGCAUAAGGUGAUCGAGACAACAGGGUCGAGACUCUCAAACCAAGGCGUCCCCCAGUGUGAGAAGAUGAUUGAGCAGCUCCUCAAGGAUGGCGGAGGGGUUGUUUUGAUUGAUGAAGCCUAUCAGAUGGUACAGGACAACAGUUUUUCCGGCAGUCAGGUACUUGACUUCCUUUUAGCCGAGGUCGAAAAUCUCACUGGCAAGGUUGUGUUCGUUUUAGCUGGAUAUCAACGCUCGAUGGAGAAAUUCCUUGCCCACAACCCUGGACUCCCAAGCCGAUUCCCCCAUGAGCUUAAGUUCGAGGAUUUCGACGAAGCAGAACUACUCAUGAUUGUUGGAUCCUGCAUUGAGCAGACAUGGAAAAAGCAGAUGGAAGUCGAUGGUGGGCUGGAUGGACUCUACUGCCGUAUUGUGGCACGGCGAAUUGCACGUGGACGAUGUCGCGACGGAUUCGCUAACGCGAGGGCCGUUGAGAAUGCCAUGGCCAAGGUCACGGAGCGACAAACUCAGCGACUGAUGAGUCAAAAGCGGCAAGGAGGCUCGCCUGUAAACGAACUCUUCCUUGACAAAGAGGAUUUGAUCGGCCCAGAACCUUCUCACCGUCUCAAAUCAUCGAAAGCAUGGCAAAAGCUGCAAAGCAUGAUCGGGCUGGCUGAGGUCAAAAAGACUGUUGAAAGCCUAAUCGACACCAUCCAAUACAACUACCGUCGCGAGUUGGAUGAGCUUGCCGUGGUUGACUACAGCCUCAAUAAGGUCUUCCUCGGUAAUCCUGGAACUGGGAAAACCUCGAUUGCAAAGAUAUAUGGUCAGAUUCUUGUGGAUAUAGGACUUUUAUCAAACGGGGAAGUCGUUGUGAAAAAUCCAUCCGACUUCAUUGGGGCCGUAAUGGGGGAAUCCGAGAAAAACACAAAAGGCAUCCUCGCAGCUACACUGGGAAAGGUUCUAGUCAUAGACGAAGCAUAUGGUCUCUCUGCCAGCGGUACUUCUGAUGGCGCCGGAGCCAGAUCUGACCCUUAUCGAAGCGCUGUUAUUGAUACCAUAGUAGCUGAUGUCCAGAGCACCCCCGGAGAUAAUCAAUGUGUUCUACUAUUGGGUUAUAAGGACCAGAUGGAGCAGAUGUUUCAGGCUGUGAAUCCGGGUCUGAGUCGGCGGUUUCCGAUUGACCAGGCCUUCGUCUUUGAAGACUUCACCACACAGGAGCUGGGACAAAUUCUUAAUCUGAAACUGACUGAACAAGGGUACGGCAUCACUGACCGGGCUCGCCAGGUAGCUUUUGAGAUGCUGGAGCGGGCUCGGAACCGACCCAACUUUGGGAAUGCUGGAGAGAUCGACAUUCUGCUCAACGCAGCGAAAAUGCGUCAUCAGGGUCGCAUCUCCUCAAUUGGAUUCAAGAGCCAGUCUCUAGAUUGUGUCUUAGAUGCUGUUGAUUUUGAUGGCAACUUCGAUCGCGUGGAGAAAGACGAAUCCAAGGUUAGAAAACUUUUUGAAGGGGUAGUAGGCUGUGAAAGCAUUGUCUCCACACUAGAAGGAUACCAGGAUUUGGUCAAGAAGCUCAGAAAGCUACACAUGGAUCCCCGUGAAGAAGUGCCGUUCAACUUCGUGUUCCGAGGACCACCAGGCACUGGCAAAACAAGCACAGCCAGAAAGAUGGGGCAGGUAUACUACAAUAUAGGUCUCCUGUCCUCGAAUGAGGUUAUAGAAGUGUCUGCUACGGAGCUAGUAGGUCAAUUUGUUGGGCAUACCGGCCCGAAAACACAGAGGAUGCUGGAACGCGGUCUCGGAAAGAUUCUAUUCAUAGACGAAGCAUAUCGUCUUGCUGAGGGUCAAUUCGCCAAAGAAGCUUUGGACGAGCUCGUGGAUUGCAUCACAAAGCCCAGGUUCGCCAAGAAAUUGAUUAUUAUCCUGGCUGGCUAUGAUGCCGAUAUAAACCGCCUCAUGUCCAUCAACCCUGGUCUUACCAGUCGAUUUCCGGACUCUUUUCAGUUCAAAACCCUGUCGCCCAGAGAUUGCGUCCAUUUACUUAAAGGGCUUCUGAAAAGAAAAAAGGAAGCUAUCCGCAGUAGUUCAGGCGCGAUUUUCAACAUAAGCUGCCUUGAUGACUCGGAUCUUGAUUUCGACAAGAGCUUGACCGACGGAUUCAAUGCUUUGUCUCACAUUGCAGAUUGGGCUAAUGCUAGGGAUAUUGAGACAUUGGCGAAAGCGAUUUUCGGAAGAACUAUCAAAACGUCACAUUCGCUCGGUGGCUUGCAGCUCGAACUGAGCAAAGAUGCAGUGACUGAUGAGCUCCAAGGCAUGAUAGAUGAGCGUCGAAGCCGCGAGAACUUUGUGCUAAAUUCUCCUGCUGUUGAACUGAACGAGAACAAACUACAAAUGUGCGCUGAAUCCCUGCAACCCCCAGCCGAGGAACUUCAGAACCUGAGAUUGGAAAUAAAAGCCCACGACCAGGCUGAUAUGCCAGUACAAAAGAGCAGCAAUCAACAGGAUCUUGCCCCGGGACGUGACGCUGGUGUAGCAGAUGAGGUUUGGGAUCAACUGGAAAAGAAUAAGGUAGCUGCUGAACGAAUUGAAAAGGAAUUUCUGAACAUGGUAGAGGAGAUUGAGAGGCAAACAAAAAGGCUGUUGGCUCUGAAGGAAAAGGAGGAUCAGACGGCCCUGGCAGUGGAAGAGGCAAGAAGGCAGAAGAACGAGAAUCUAAGGAUCCACCUUGAGAAAGAACGACUACGAAAUGAGAUUAAACGCAGAAGGCAAGAAGCAAUUGCAAGGGAACUCGAGAUCAAGCGACGAGCACAAGCUGAAACUCGACGCAAGGAGCAGGCUGUCCAAGCGAAGCUGCGAAGCAUGGGAGUAUGUGUCCAAGGCUACCAAUGGGUCAAAACCCUCGGUGGAUAUCGAUGUGCAGGAGGAAGUCACUACGUGUCAAACAGCCAAAUCUAAUGAGAGGGAAAUAGGAGUUUUGCGCACCUGUCUGAUGUUUGUAUGCUGGCCGUCGCUGGAGGCAAUCUGCAGGGAUCACUACAAGGGCGGCAAAAUACAAACCCAGGCACUGGCCAACACAGACCUUGACGAGGCUCCGAAUUUGUCGGGAAAGUAAUAGUUCCACGUUCACAGAUGUAUAUAGAGACUAGAGAUAGCGAAGCCCUG
Molecule: messenger RNA, 7215 nt
Organism: Aspergillus uvarum CBS 121591
Lineage: Eukaryota; Fungi; Ascomycota; Eurotiomycetes; Eurotiales; Aspergillaceae
Product: P-loop containing nucleoside triphosphate hydrolase protein
Exons: 6
Coding region: 1-7008 (2335 amino acids)
Molecular function (GO): ATP hydrolysis activity; ATP binding; helicase activity
Source: RefSeq, a predicted model, not a curated record